ACACGUUUUUUUCACCUCUGGCAUAAAACAGUGUAAUCUUUCCACAUACAAAAACAAACUAGCCAGGGAAGGAAAACAAACAUAAUCAUGGAAUACCUUACAUCUCUCUUGAUCUUUUUUGGGCUGGCAAGCAUUCAUGUCCUAGUCUCCAUCUUCAAAACACUAAAAUCCUCCAAAUACCCACCAGGGCCUCGCCCUUUUCCAAUCAUAGGAAACAGCUUGGAGCUUGGAAAUCAACCUCACCAAGCACUUGCCAAGCUUUCUCAAAUUCAUGGUCCUAUUAUCACUCUUAAGCUUGGUAGCAUCACCACCAUAGUUAUUUCCUCUCCACAACUUGCCAAAGAAGUAUUACAUAAAAAUGAUCACAUCUUCUCUAGCCGAACCUUAACAGAUGCUAGUCGAGCACUUGACCACCACAUACUUUCAGUUUCAUGGUUGCCACCUUUGGCUCAGUGGAGGACCCUCAGAAGAAUUUGUGCAACAGAAGUUUUCUCUUCCCAAAAGCUUGAUUCUACACGAGCUCUUCGUCAAAGGAAGGUGCAAGAAUUGUUAGAUUAUAUCAAGGAAAGAAGCAAGAAAUGUGAAGCUUUGGAUAUUGGUGAGGUUGUCUUAGUAACCCUUCUUAAUUCCAUAUCAAACACUUUGUUCUCAAUGGAUUUGGCUCACUACUCUUCUGAUAAGUCUCAUGAGUUCAAGGGCAUCAUUUGGGGUAUCAUGGAAGAAUCUGGAAGGCCUAAUGUUGUGGACUUUUUCCCAAUUCUUCGCCUUCUUGAUCCACAAGGUGCGCGGAGAAGAAUGAAUGGUUAUUUUGAAAAGUUAAUUUCAUUUUUUGAUGGACUCGUAGAAGAAAGAUUGCGUUUAAGGGCAUCAAAAAAUGAAUCCAUGGCAUGCAAUAAUGAUGUGUUAGAUUCUGUGCUGGAACUCAUGCUUGAAGACAAUUCACAAGUCACCCGCCCUCAUGCGUUGCAUUUAUUUGCGGAUUUAUUUGUGGCGGGAGCAGACACAACAUCAAGCACAGUUGAAUGGGCAAUGACAGAGUUGUUACGUAAUCCGGAGAAACUAGAAAAGGUUAAACAAGAGUUUGAACAUAUCCUCACCAAUGGUGAACAUAUUGAAGAAUCACACAUCUCAAAGCUUCCUUACCUGCAAGCAGUUGUGAAAGAAACCUUCCGCAUGCACCCACCAGCCCCAUUAUUAUUGCCACGUAAGUCAGAUAUUGAUGCUGAAAUAGGUGGCUUCAUGGUGCCUAAAAGUGCACAAAUUAUGGUUAAUGUAUGGGCCAUGGGAAGAGAUUCAAGUAUUUGGACAAAUCCAAAUCAAUUUUUACCUGAAAGGUUCUUGGACACUGACACUAACUUUAAAGGUCAGCAUUUAGAGUUAAUACCCUUUGGAGCUGGAAGAAGAAUUUGUCCUGGAUUGCCAUUUGCUUUUAGGACUGUGCAUGUUACGUUGGCCUCUCUUUUAUACAACUAUGAUUGGAAGCUUGCUGAUGGGAUAAAGCCCCAGGACAUAGACAUGUCUGAGAUAUUUGGGCUUACCUUACAUAAGGCACAACCUCUGCGAGUUGUUCCCAUCCUAAAAUAAUGAUGUUACAAAUAAUAAUUAGAAAUUAAAGGGUCGUGAAUAAAUGUUUGAAGAUGAAAGAUUGUGUGAGUUAAUAUGUACUGAGAGAUUUCAGCACUGUGUAAUAACCAUAUAGUAAGAAGAUGAAAUUAAGGUUGAAAGUUAAUAUGCAUUAAGAGACAUCAUUUCUAAUAAUAAUUAGAAAUUAAAGGGUUAUUGUUAUUAACUUAUUAUAUCUAUAUAGUG
Messenger RNA from Cajanus cajan (pigeon pea), 1809 nucleotides. Its product is annotated as cytochrome P450 76T24. The record is from RefSeq and is a predicted model, not a curated record. Gene Ontology annotation, molecular function: oxidoreductase activity, acting on paired donors, with incorporation or reduction of molecular oxygen; monooxygenase activity; iron ion binding. Lineage: Eukaryota; Viridiplantae; Streptophyta; Magnoliopsida; Fabales; Fabaceae.